AGUAGGGUUGUCCUUACAGAAGCUCACAAAAACAAAACCCAAAACAAAAACGCCAUCCAUCCACAACUCAACACAACACAACACAACCAGAACUAGUAGAACUAGUAUAAACUCACCGCAACUCGUUUCUCUUUCUUUCUUUCUCUCUAAACACUUCCUCUUCUCUCUCUCUCUCUCUCUCUGCGACGACGUCGACAAUGGGUGCUUCUCUUCCUCCAAAGGAAGCCAACCUCUUCAAGCUUAUUGUUAAAUCCUAUGAAUCCAAACAAUAUAAGAAGGGCCUCAAAGCAGCCGAUACGAUUUUGAGGAAAUUUCCAGACCAUGGAGAAACUUUAUCGAUGAAGGGUUUGACAUUAAAUUGUAUGGAUCGUAAACCUGAGGCAUAUGAACUGGUUCGGCAAGGAUUAAAGAAUGAUCUGAAAAGUCAUGUUUGCUGGCAUGUUUUUGGUCUCCUUUAUCGGUCAGACAGAGAUUAUAGGGAAGCGAUCAAGUGCUACCGUAAUGCACUGAAAAUUGAUCCAGACAAUAUUGAAAUCUUACGAGACCUGUCGCUCUUACAGGCUCAAAUGCGAGAUUUAACUGGCUUUGUUGAGACACGGCAACAGCUUCUGACUCUCAAGCCAAACCAUCGCAUGAAUUGGAUUGGCUUUGCUGUUUCACAUCAUCUGAACUCUAAUGCAUCAAAGGCUAUUGAAAUUCUUGAAGCGUAUGAAGGGACAGUAGAAGAUGAUUAUCCUCCACAAAAUGAACGGUGUGAGCAUGGGGAAAUGCUUUUAUAUAAGAUCUCUUUGUUAGAGGAAUGUGGUUUCUUUGAGAGAGCUCUUGAGGAGUUGCAGAAGAAUGAGUCAAAAAUUGUUGAUAAGCUUGGAUAUAAAGAACAAGAGGUUUCACUUUUUGUGAACCUUGGUCGCUUAGAAGAAGGCGAGAAAUUGUACCAGGCAUUACUUGCCAUGAAUCCUGACAAUUAUAGUUAUUAUGAAGGCCUCCAAAAGUGUGUUGGGUUAUAUUCAGAAGAUGGCCAUUUUGCUCCUGAUGAGAUAGAUCGGUUAGAUGCCUUGUACAAAACACUUGGGCAGCAAUUUAAGUGGUCUUCUGCUGUUAAGAGAAUACCACUGGAUUUUCUACAAGGUGAUAGAUUUCGAGAAGCAGCUGAUAGUUAUAUGAGACCUCUCCUUACUAAGGGAGUUCCAUCUCUAUUCUCUGAUCUUUCUUCUUUGUACGAUCACCCUGGGAAGGCAAACAUUUUGGAACAACUUAUUCUUGAGUUAGAGAAUUCAAUUAGGACUACUGGUACAUACCCUGGGAGGGUGGAAAAAGAGCCCCCUUCAACUCUUAUGUGGAUUUUGUUCUUGUUGUCUCAGCAUUAUGACAGGCGGAGUCAAUAUGAAAUUGCUCUUUCUAAAAUCAAUGAGGCUAUUGAACACACACCUACCGUCAUUGAUCUAUAUUCUGUCAAGAGUAGGAUACUGAAGCAUGCUGGUGACUUGGCUGCUGCUGCUGCAUUUGCAGAUGAAGCUAGAUGCAUGGAUCUUUCAGAUCGCUAUGUUAAUAGUGAAUGCGUUAAACGCAUGCUGCAAGCUGAUCAGGUGGUUUUGGCAGAAAAAACUGCUGUGUUAUUCACAAAAGAAGGGGAUCAGCACAACAACCUGCAUGACAUGCAGUGCAUGUGGUAUGAGCUUGCCUCUGCUGAAAGCUAUUUCCGCCAAGGUGAUCUUGGACUGGCUCUCAAGAAAUUUUUAGCAGUGGAGAAACAUUAUACAGAUAUUACUGAAGAUCAAUUUGAUUUUCAUUCAUAUUGCUUAAGGAAAAUGACAUUGCGUACGUAUGUGGAGAUGCUUAAAUUUCAAGACCGGUUGCAUUCACAUGUAUAUUUUCAUAAAGCCGCUGUUGGUGCUAUCAGAUGUUACAUAAAAUUGCACGAUUCUCCUCCAAAGUCUACAGCUGAGGAAGAUGAUGAUAUGUCUAAGUUGCUUCCAUCUCAGAAAAAGAAAUUGAGGCAAAAACAGAGAAAGGCGGAAGCAAGAGCUAAGAAAGAGGCAGAAGAAAAGAAUGAAGAAUCAAGUGCCAGUGGGAUAUCAAAGUCUGGGAAACGACAGGCAAAACCUGUUGAUCCAGAUCCACGUGGGGAAAAAUUGUUGCAGGUUGAAGACCCACUGUUGGAAGCUACAAAGUACUUGAAGUUGCUGCAGAAGAAUUCACCUGAUUCAUUGGAGACACACUUGCUCUCUUUUGAAUUACAUAUGAGAAGACAGAAAAUUUUGCUAGCCUUCCAGGCUGUAAAGCAGUUACUGAGGUUGGAUGCCGAACACCCUGAUUCUCAUCGCUGCUUGAUUAAAUUCUUCCAUAAAGUGGGAUCCCUAAACACUCCUGUGAAUGACAGCGAGAAGCUCGUCUGGAGCGUCGUGGAAGCUGAACGCCAAACUAUUAGUCAGUUGCAGGGGAAAUCUCUGUUUGAGACAAAUAAGUCAUUCCUUGAAAAAUAUGAAGAUUCUUUGAUGCAUAGAGCUGCUUUUGGAGAAAUGAUGUACGUUUUAGAUCCCAGCAGAAGGUCUGAGGCUGUCAAGAUUAUUGAAGGGUCAACCAAUAGCCCUGUGUCAAGAAAUGGCACAAUCGGACUGGUCAAGGAUUGGAAACUAGAAGAUUGUAUUGAAGUUCAUAAACUUCUUGGAACCGUCCUUGUUGAUAAGGAUGCGGCAUUGAGAUGGAAAGUACGGUGUGCUGAAAUUUUCCCGUACUCUGUAUACUUUGAGGGUCGUCACAGUUCUGCCUCUCCCAACUCCGCUCUCAAUCAGAUAUGCAAGAAAAGCUUUGAAAAUGGAAGUUCUAGCCAUUCGGUAGGUAAUUGCAAAGUGGAAUCUAUUACAUCAAAUGGGAAGCUAGAUACAUUUAAAGAUCUCACUAUUUGAGCAAGUACAACACAAGCUAGAGAAACUGUUGCAAGUUGUGUAUGGAUGCUUGGUAAUUUAAGCUGCAUUUAGGUCCCCCUCUCCCUUCUGCUCUCCCUGGUAUAAACAAUUAAUUAGGUUGCAGUUCCCAGCAAGGGUCAUGCUAAGUUUUGGUGCGGGUUAUAUCAAAAUUCAAUCACAAGUCACUAUGUAUUUUUCUUUCCCACAUUAAACUGAUUUGUAUUCCUUUUGCAAAUGUGUAUAAUUUUACCUCUUAGGGUUGAAUUUUUUGUUCGUUCACCCCCUUUUUCUUGAGGGAUGUUAGAGAGCAGGCUCAAUGGAUUUGCAUCAUCACCAUUGAGGUAGCCGGGAGAGCUACAGAUAGUUUAUGUUGCUGGUACUGCAUGUGGCCAGCAUAUAUACACAGAGAGCGUGUUGUACUUCUCUUACUUGUUGGCUUAUUUAUCAUGUAUAAAUAUUAAACUAUGAAAAUUUUGCUUUAGAUUUGAUGCA
This is a messenger RNA of Lotus japonicus, 3398 nucleotides long. Its product is annotated as N-terminal acetyltransferase A complex auxiliary subunit NAA15-like. Gene Ontology annotation, biological process: N-terminal peptidyl-methionine acetylation. Lineage: Eukaryota; Viridiplantae; Streptophyta; Magnoliopsida; Fabales; Fabaceae. The transcript has 26 exons. Gene Ontology annotation, molecular function: protein binding; protein-N-terminal amino-acid acetyltransferase activity. Gene Ontology annotation, cellular component: cytoplasm. The coding region runs from base 198 to 2906 and encodes 902 amino acids. The record is from RefSeq and is a predicted model, not a curated record.